Messenger RNA from Fukomys damarensis (Damara mole-rat), 2333 nucleotides. It is a transcript of the gene Sprtn, whose product is annotated as SprT-like N-terminal domain. The transcript is spliced from 5 exons. Gene Ontology annotation, cellular component: nucleus. Lineage: Eukaryota; Metazoa; Chordata; Mammalia; Rodentia; Bathyergidae. The record is from RefSeq and is a predicted model, not a curated record. Gene Ontology annotation, molecular function: single-stranded DNA binding; metalloendopeptidase activity; polyubiquitin modification-dependent protein binding. Gene Ontology annotation, biological process: DNA repair. Bases 540 to 1784 code for a protein of 414 amino acids.
CGCCGCCCGGAACCGCCAGAGCCCCUGCCGUUGGUGCUUAGCCUCUUUUCCCCAGGGUACUGAGGGCUUGGCCUGAGGACACCCCGAAGAGGAGUGCGCUGGACCCAGCGUCCCUCAGAAUGAGUGGCCGUAUCCCCUAGGAUUCUGCCCCCAAAAUGCCUGGACCCAGAGUCCCCCAGGACAUCUGGUCCUGACUCUUAGGACCUGGUUCUGAGCGUGUGAAGACCCAGGAUUCCUCAGGACAUGUGGACCUAAUUCCUAGGACCCUGCCACAAGAGUACCAGGACCCAGGGAUUUCAGAACUCUGGACCUUACUCCUAGAACCCUGCCUUGAGAGUGCCAGGGUUCCCUAGGACGAGUGGACCUGACUCUUAGGACUUGCCCCGAAAGUGCCAGGACCCAAGGUCCACCAAGACGUGUGAACCGGACCUCUAGGACCUAACCCUGAGAAAGUGCUUGACUCAAAGACCCUCAGUUAAGAUGCCAUUCAAGAAUAGUUUGAGAAACCGUGAUUUGAAAGAACGUGUCCCACCAUGUGAAUGAUAAGGCUCAGGUGCGCUGGGAUUUGCUGCUAUGAAGGCAGUGGAGGAAUGUGUUCCAUCCGGGUCAGUGAACCCCUUUUAAAGUUCAGACCAAGAAAAGAUCUUGUAGAGACCCUCUUGCAUGAAAUGAUACAUGCCUAUUUAUUUAUCACUAAUAAUGAUAAAGAUCGAGAAGGACAUGGCCCAGAGUUUUGUAAACAUAUGCAUCGCAUCAACCGCCUGACUGGAGCCAAUAUUACGGUCUACCACACAUUUCAUGAUGAGGUGGAGGAGUAUCGCCGACACUGGUGGCGCUGCAAUGGGCCUUGUCAGUACACACAGCCAUAUUACGGCUAUGUCAAACGUGCCACCAACAGGGCACCCUCUGCACAUGACUACUGGUGGGCUGAACACCAGAAAACCUGUGGAGGCACUUAUAUAAAAAUCAAGGAACCAGAAAAUUACUCAAAAAAAGGAAAAGGAAAGGCAAAACUACAAAAGCAGCCUAUAUCAACAGUGGAGAAUAAAGAUAAGCCCAGUAGAAGUGAGGCUCAACCACUAAUCCCUUUCAGUGGAAAAGGGUAUGUUCUGGAAGAGGUGAGGAAUCCACCUUCAUCUGGGAAAUCGAUUGCCGCACGUGCUAUCAAUGAAUCCCAAGAUCUUUUUAGUCAGGACAAUUCAGCAGUUGUAAGACAUGAUUCUACCACCGAGGUGAAAUUCAAACAGAAUAGCUCAAGUAAAAAAUUUCAUAUAAUCCCUCCUGUGCACCAAAGUGUCCUAAGCACCUACUUUCCCAGAGUCUCAGUGGCCAACCAAAAGGCUUUCAGAAGUGUGACUGGAAGCCUCCUGAAAAAUGGGACCGUUGGUGACAUCACUAAACACUCAGUCUAUUCUAGUUCUCAAAGGAAGGUUCCGUCUUCUAAGACAUCCCUGAGAAAUCCCUCCAAAGUGAUGGCCUCAGCAUCUGUAACUUCAUCCCCGUAUGGACAUGGGUCCAAAGACAAGUUCCCAGGCAAACGACCCAGGCUGGAAGACAGCACCAUUUUUGACACCUUCUUUAUGAAGAAAGAACAGCUACAGAGUGAUAGCAGUGAGCCAGAAAGUAGUUCACACUUUACAGCUACAACUCAGAGUUCCAGCAGCUUAUGCAGUCAGAGCCAGCUGGUCAGCUGUCCAGUGUGUCAGACUUAUGUUGUGGAGUCACAGAUUAACGAGCACCUAGACCAGUGCCUGGAAGGUAGUGCCCUCCGUGACAGAAGCUGAAAAGUCUGAAAAACGAAUCUCACCUGCUGCCUGUAUUUUCUCACAAGUGGCCAGCCAGCACACCAGUACAAACAUUCUAUUUUAUUUAUACAUAUGGGAGAUUGUAACAGUAUUUUACAUCUCCAGCUGGGCAUGGUAGCACCUGUGUGGUCCCAGCUACUCAAGAGGCUGAGAUGGGAGUUUGAGAUCAGCCUGAGCAACAUAAGCCUCAUUUAAAAAAAAAUUUUUUUUUCUUUUUACUUGUCUGGGUGCUACCUUCACUCUUACCUUACUUGCAUUGUAGGCCAGGGUUUAUUCUGCAUGGGUAAUUUUAGGUAGUUUUAUUUUAUUUGCUCUUGAAGAUCUUUACAUCUGUUAAUCUUUUUAUUUGUAUAAUUUCUAUCAGGAGUCUUGUAGGUACCUGGUUAAGUUGAAUAUUUUAAAAAGUAAUAGUAUUAAGGCACCUACCCUGGACUGAUACUCAUCUUCACAGUGUCAAACUUAACCAACAACAAUUUGAAGUGCAAAUUGGAGUAGUUCUUUUAGAGUAUUUAAGGUUUUUGUUUUUCU